AUGAUCAUUCGAACAAAACCGGUGUCGGGCCCUCCAAAGGUCUUCCUACGCAACUUGUCAACUACAUCUACGACUUCGAUCAAUGGGGUGAAGGUUGAGAAAGACGCGUUGGUUGUUCUCGAGGACUCUGCCGAGAUUUGGCUGGGCUAUCCGGGAGAUAUGAAUGCAGCUGCCUUCAAAUUUAUCGACUUACAUAAACGACGUCCGUUCCUUCGCGAUCAUGUAUACGAGGUCAUCCUUGGGUCUGGCACAUAUGGCGAGGUCCAUAAAGUGCACAAGCGGGGUGCGACGCACCAGAAACUUGCUGUCAAAGUUCUCGAUUAUGGAAGAUCGUUCGGUAGACUGACAGCAGCGCAAGCGCGGUCGGAAAUCGCGACUGUUCAUUCGCUCUUGAAUCACAAUCAUCCUUACAUAGUCCGCCUCUUCAACAUAUACGCUGAUGAAGACCAAGCGUUCAUGCAUCUUUACACUAUGGAGUUCCUCCCACAAGGUGAUCUCUUCGAGGCCCUCGUAGCUCGGGGAGCAAAUUUCGUCGCGAUACCAGAGAUACAGGUUAUCAUGCACCAGCUCCUGACCGCUGUCGAGUUCCUGCAUGAGAAGGGCAUCUCGCACCGGGAUAUCAAGCUCACGAAUAUGCUUGUGAGAUCAAGCUCUCCGUGGUGCAUAGCACUCGCCGACUUUGGCGCAGCAAAGGCGUUCGAUGUUCAUGAGAGGCUCACAUCCUUUGUAGGCACUCGGGCAUACGUCGCGCCUGAGGUCGUACGCAGCAGGGGCGGGCUUCAGGGCAAUUUGGGGCUCGAGCCUUACCGCUUCGUGCAACCCCCGUGUUCCUUCGAGCAGCAUAUCCGAUACCGAUCCCUUGAUUGGGACCGCCUGCUUCAUCGCCGUCUUGAAGACACAGCCCAUGGUCGGAAUGUCCUCGAGAUAGCUCGAGGCCUCCUGGAGGAAAGCCCGGAAGUUCGUCUCAGUCUUCAGGCAGCAUUGAGAUCAAGUUGGCUUUUGGACACACAUGUCGUAUCCCUACGAGACCUCAAGGGAGCUCGCACGCAGCCAGGUUCGCCAAACGUCAGACGGGUCCUUUCCGCCAGGAACCAAGCGGAGGAAGAUUGGGAACGCGCUCUAGAGGCCGCCGCUUAUACGACUUACGACGCCCAUCCUGGAGGCGAGAUGUCGUUCGUAGUGCCCGCCGUCGCCCCAGUCCGCCGUUCUCCAGCCCCAACUCCAGCCCCGACUCCAGCUCCAGCUCCUACUCCAGUCCCUACUCCAGUCCCUACUCCAGCCCCUGCCUCACGCCUAUCGCCACCCAUCCUUAGACGGUCACCGCGUAAUGUGAGGAUCGCAACGGUUGAGCCUGAUGUGCUCGCAAUCCCUCCAUCAAACUGCACAACAGCUAUUCCUCCGAGUCCUGUCGUCGAGGUCAGACGAUCCCCGCGCUUAUCUUCGAAGGCAAGCGACGCAAAUGAUCCCGACGUACGAACGCCAAACAGGGACACUGUGGCCAUUGGCAAGAAGCCGUCAAGGUCGAAGCGUAAGGUGUGA
Molecule: messenger RNA, 1539 nt
Organism: Peniophora sp. CBMAI 1063
Lineage: Eukaryota; Fungi; Basidiomycota; Agaricomycetes; Russulales; Peniophoraceae
Source: the annotation of a GenBank genome assembly